AUGGCACGUACUCGAGGAGGAGGAGUAGAGGGAGCUCGUCAGCGUCCGACAGCUUCCACAAGGAGGAGGAGGAGGGUAGAGGGCCAUGAUGGUGAUUCUGUAGCUGAUACAUCUAUCUCAGAGGCGCACAUUUCUGAGCAGCCAGGUACUUUAGACUCAUCACCUCCUAGUGCUCCGGAGCAGCCAUCUACUAGUGCUCCAGAGCAGCCAUCUAUUAGUGCUCCGGAUGAUACUACUGAACUAUUUUUGGGAGGCCCUGAAGAUCCAUCCAUUUUAAAGAGUUUUAAAAAUCAUGUUGCUGUUAGCAUAUGGGCUGGAGAGGAAAGAGGUGUAUUAAAGUGCAAUAGCCAUGGACAAAGAAUUCCUGAUUGGCCAUUGGUAAAUCAGCAACGUAUUUAUGAUAUUGUUGUAAGAUUUCAAUUGGCACCUUUGAUAGAAGCCACGUAUCGAUUUGUGAAUCCUACAGUUGUGUCAGCCUUUUCAGAAAGAUGGCAACCUGAGACUAACAUAUUUCAUCUACCAUUUGGUGAGAUGACACUCACGCUAGAUGACAUUGCUACUAUUCUGAAGAUACCAGUUUCUGGCAGCCCUGUAUCAGUCCCUCAUUUGACAGGUAAUGAAGCUCAGAAUUUACUUUGUCGUUUACUUGGGGUCUCAGUAGUAGAACCAGCAGGCCAGAUAGCUGAGGCUCGGGGACCGCAACUGGGUAUUACGAGUAGAAGAGAUAUCAAGGGAAUCUGUGGAUAUUUAACAUUACUUGAGGCUUGGAUAUACGAACAUUUUCCAUUGACUAGAAGUAAACAUAAUCUAUCAUAUACUGACGAGUUGCCUAGGGCUCAUCGUUGGCUUCCUGUCAUAUGGACACCAUAUAGGAGGCAUCGUGCACAACACCCAUUGCAUGAGAUUGCGUUCUUCUCCAGAUGUCUUAAGUGUGGAGGCGUGAUUGAGCCAUAUCAUCCGGAGAGGGUUCUACGACAAUUUGGGCAUAAGCAGAAUAUACCUCCACCUCCAUUAUCUCCUAUUGAAGCCAAGCGGGGUAGAGCUACGGCAACGUAUAAGGGUGAGAGUGCAGUCAGUAGCGCAUCAUGGCAUCACUGUCUCCUCUUAGGCAAGUCAUAUCAGGUGGAUCCAUCAAGAUGUAGAUGCGUGGAGACGGGCAUGUCUUCAGGUAUAUGA
This is a messenger RNA of Diospyros lotus (date-plum), 1176 nucleotides long. Its product is annotated as protein MAIN-LIKE 1-like. Bases 1 to 1176 code for a protein of 391 amino acids. NCBI's taxonomy places the organism in Eukaryota, Viridiplantae, Streptophyta, Magnoliopsida, Ericales, Ebenaceae. The transcript is spliced from 6 exons. Gene Ontology annotation, biological process: meristem maintenance; meristem development. The record is from RefSeq and is a predicted model, not a curated record.